Trichoderma aggressivum f. europaeum is the source of this 2523-nucleotide messenger RNA. RefSeq lists its product as uncharacterized. The record is from RefSeq and is a predicted model, not a curated record. The transcript has a single exon. Lineage: Eukaryota; Fungi; Ascomycota; Sordariomycetes; Hypocreales; Hypocreaceae. Bases 1 to 2523 code for a protein of 840 amino acids.
AUGGGCCUCUCCAAUCCGUUGCGGCGGUCCCGCGAAACGCGGCUGCCCAUGUACCGGAACCCCAAUUCGCCUGCGAAAGAGCGCUCCUCCAACGAUGGCUACUAUUCCUCUUCAGACGGUGAUUCAGAAUCAUCGUUUUCAGGGCCAUCGUCAGAUGGGUCAAGAAACGUAUCCGAGUCAUAUCCUGUGCGACCGCUGCUAGUUCAGAAGAGGAACCAGAGACCUACCUCUCAGCGACCGGGUGGUUUCUACCCUUACAGACUGCCGCCGCGAGUUAUCCGCUAUGUCUUUCUUGCGAUAACUGGGUUGAUAAUCCUCAUGAUUAUUAGCCUGGUACGGGCGAGCCAGCUGGAGAACUGGAAAGUUGCCAACGGCCAAGUCAACAGUCGACCGGCGCCUCCCCCUCUGUGGGAGAAAUUUCCGUUUCUGGAGAGGUAUUAUGGCGGCAUACGCACCUUGGUCCCUUUUGAGGAGAACAAGCCCGAGUAUCCCAAGUCCAACGAACACGCACCCUCGAGUCCGGCAUCGCCAGCCCAAACGGCUUCAACUGGCAAGGUGGAGGGUCGCGAGGCUGGAUUCCCUACCAGUCAUUCGUGGGAAGACUACGCUGGGCGGAGUAAAGAUACUGGUAUUAAGGAGUGCUUCCUGGAUGCUGCUGGCAAGAUUCGCCCACCUCCGCUUCGUUAUUACAACGGCCGGCCCAGCGGCUUCCCGCUGCAUGUCACCGGCGCUUACGACGUCCUUAAACUACCCGAAGAAGUUUGCUUUGAACGCUAUGGAAAGUUUGGCCCUUAUGGGUUUGGAUAUUCUACGCGCACUGGUGGUUUAGGCACUGGAGAGAACAGCGAAAAUGAAGGCGCGGAUUCGGUUUGGGGAUCUGGUUCGCGCAUAGACUAUCGCGAGAUUAACUGGGCGGAAGUUCAACAGCGCUGCUUCCAGGCUAAUGCUGGGAUAUACAAGGAGCUGCCGGCAAAGACACCCUCCCCUCAAGGCUUCUAUAUCAGCAACUCCAAAGGGGCAAAGGUCCAAUCUCGUGACUCUGGGCCGAAAGACGACGGCAAGACCAAGACUGAGGGCACCGAGGUAGCCAAGCAAUCACGAACCGCCAUUGUUGUCAGAUGCUGGGAUGAGUAUCUUUUCCGAGAAGAUGAUUAUGCCAACCUUCGAUCGAUGAUUUCCGAGCUUUCAUUAGCUUCCGGAGGUCGAUACGACGUUCAUCUACUAGUCCAGGUGAAGAACGAUGCCAAGCAUCCUGUUUGGGCCGACCACGAGAUCUACGAGAAGAGGAUUCGAGACACUAUUCCCAAGGAAUUCCAGGGGCUGGUCACUCUUUGGACUGAAACGCAGAUGCUCUCCCUGUAUCAAGGCAUCUAUGAUCUGUUCAGCCGAGGACCAGAACUCCCGGUUCAUGGAGUGUAUCGUGGGCUCACCAUGGCCAUGCAGCACUUUGCAUACCUGCACCCGGAGUACGAUUAUUUCUGGCAGUGGGAGAUGGAUAUCCGCUAUACGGGACACUAUUAUGACCUGAUAUCUAAGCUCGAAAACUGGUCCAAGGCUCAGCCGCGAAAGGGACUCUGGGAACGGAACUCGCGAUAUUAUUUCCCAAGCGUUCACGGUACCUGGGAGGACUUUUCACAGAUGUCCCGAGUGCAGAGCGAAAUGGGAACUCCUGGAGCGGAUAAUGUAUGGAAGAACGUGCCUGGUGUUGGCGGUCAGCCCCCAGAGACGGUUACGAAGAAGAAGAUCAAGACUGUUUGGGGCCCUAUCCGUCCUUCAGAUGAAAACGACUGGUUUGAGCAUGAAAAGGAUCCCUACCCACCGUCGGCGUAUGAUACCGACCACUACCAAUGGGGAGUCGGCGAGGAAGCGGACUUGAUUACUCUGAAUCCCAUCUUCGACCCUGAGGGCACUACAUGGGGCCUAAAGGAUGAUAUUACGGGUUACAACCGCUCAGCCCCUUCCCCUCCUCGGCGUGCCAGCAUCAUCACCACGUCUCGAAUGUCAAGGCGCCUUCUCAUGACGAUGCACAGGAUGACGGCACACAAGAAGCAAUUCGCUUUCCCCGAGAUGUGGCCCGCGACGGUUGCUCUUCAGCACGGCUACAAGGCUGUUUACGCACCACACCCCGUGUAUGUGGACCGCAGCUGGCCUCUCGAUUACAUGGUCUCGACAUUCAAUGGUGGCCGCGAUGGAGCUACUGGCGGAUCAAGGACUAGCCUCUUCGGCGACCGAGAGCACAACCUCAGGGGAUUGACUUGGUUCUAUAACUCUGGCUUCGGGCCCAACUUGUACAAACGCUGGCUGGGCUUGAAAGUAAACAACGACGGCGGAGAAGAGUUUGAGAAGACAGAGGAUAAGAGCCGAGCUGGUGCUGGAGUCAGCGCCAUGACCGGAGGCGAGGGUCGCAUGUGCCUCCCUCCUAUGCUUCUCCAUCCCGUUAAGGAGGUGGACAUUCCCAUUGAGGCUCCUCCAGAAGAGGAUGAGGCGACGAAUGAAGUGCCUGAAUCAGACCCAGAGGCCUGA